This is a messenger RNA of Pundamilia nyererei, 1040 nucleotides long. RefSeq names its product zinc finger protein 239-like. Lineage: Eukaryota; Metazoa; Chordata; Actinopteri; Cichliformes; Cichlidae. The coding region runs from base 60 to 980 and encodes 306 amino acids. Gene Ontology annotation, molecular function: DNA-binding transcription factor activity, RNA polymerase II-specific; RNA polymerase II cis-regulatory region sequence-specific DNA binding. The record is from RefSeq and is a predicted model, not a curated record. The transcript has 3 exons. Gene Ontology annotation, biological process: regulation of DNA-templated transcription.
UCAUCCACAGUGGAGUGAAACCAUUCAGGUGUGACUUGUGUGGAAAGUCUUUCACUGAGAUGAAGAGCCUAAAACGACACGAAGUCUUCCACACCGGAGCUAAACCAUUCAGCUGUGAUCAGUGUGGGAAGUGUUUCACCCGCAAAGAAGGCUUGGAAAAUCACAAGCUCAUCCACAGCGGACUUAAACCAUACAGCUGUGAUCAGUGUGGCAGAGCUUUUACUUGCAGGAAAAAUUUAUGGAUUCAUCAAAUUACCCACUCUGGAAUAAAGCUAUACAGCUGUGACGUUUGUGGAAAAACGUUUAGUCAUCUGGGGAGCCGAAAUAAACAUCUGCGCAUUCACACCGGGCAGGAUGUGUGCUGCUGUGAUCUGUGUGGCAAACGCUUUGUUACAUACAGCAACUUACAAAUCCACAAACUUACCCACACUGAGGAGAGACCUUAUAAAUGUGAGCUGUGUGAUAAGGCUUACAAAGCUCCAAAUUCCCUGAAAGUGCACCAGAAGAGUCACACCAGAAAGAGACUUUACAAGUGCAGUUACUGUGACAGGCAGAGCGACACAGAUGGAUCCAGUUCUCAGCCCUGUUGUCACUGUGGUGCUGUGAAACCGUUUUGUUGUGACCUUUGUGGAAAAGCUUACAAGAAGAAAAAAGGCCUGAUAUGGCAUCAGCGUAGACACACUGGACAAAGACUGAACUACUGCAAACAGUGUGGGAAAGGCUUCCCCACUCCAAGUGCAUUAAAGCAACAUGAACUCUUCCACAAUGGUGUGAGAGAGCACGUUUGUGACCAGUGUGGGUCAUCCUUCAUCACUACAGUGCUCUAUGGCAGAGAAGAGGGCUCCACUGAGGGCGCUGAAGGCUUCCCAGAGCGUCGUUGGCAGCAGCGUCCCCGCCACAGCAGACACGCACACCGACUGUUCUUCCUACACUGUAAACAUGCUUCUUCUUAUACUGUAAAUACUCUAUGUGGAAGUUGAGUGCAGAGCUCACUCGAUGUAAAUGCAUGUGCUGGAAUGACAAUAAACACCUUAAACCCA